UUGAUGACGCGCUGGGAGCUGCGACGCGUUGCUCUGUGUCUCUGUCCCUCCCAGGCUUGAAUGCGGCCGGGCCCGGGCUGGCUUGUGCUCCCCGCUUCCCGGGCCGGGCUCCCCGCAAGGCGAAGGGGCCCCAUGUGAGGAAGACGGAGACGGGAAGAUGACCUCGAGGAGAUGGUUUCACCCAAACAUCACUGGUGUGGAGGCAGAGAACCUGCUCCUGACCCGAGGCGUUGAUGGCAGCUUCCUGGCCCGGCCCAGCAAAAGCAACCCGGGCGAUUUCACCCUUUCUGUUCGGCGGAAUGGAGCGGUCACCCACAUCAAGAUCCAGAAUACGGGCGACUACUACGACCUCUAUGGAGGGGAAAAGUUUGCCACCUUGGCUGAGUUGGUCCAGUAUUACAUGGAACAUCACGGGCAGCUCAAGGAGAAGAAUGGCGACGUGAUUGAGCUGAAGUAUCCACUCAACUGUGCCGACCCCACGUCCGAAAGGUGGUUCCACGGCCAUCUUUCUGGAAAAGAAGCGGAGAAGCUGUUAACGGAAAAAGGGAAACACGGGAGCUUUCUCGUCCGCGAGAGCCAGAGCCACCCUGGGGACUUUGUCCUUUCUGUCCGGACGGGGGACGAUAAAGGAGAGAGCAAUGAUGGGAAAUCCAAAGUGACGCACGUCAUGAUCCGGUGCCAGGACAUGAAGUACGACGUCGGAGGAGGGGAGAAGUUUGACUCCUUGACGGACCUGGUGGAGCAUUACAAGAAGAACCCCAUGGUCGAAACUCUGGGGACCGUCCUCCAGCUGAAGCAGCCCCUCAACACCACCCGCAUCAACGCAGCCGAGAUCGAGAGCCGCGUGCGAGAGCUGAGCAAGCUGGCGGAGACCACGGACAAAGUGAAGCAGGGCUUUUGGGAAGAGUUUGAGACUCUCCAGCAGCAAGAGUGCAAACUCCUGUACAGCCGUAAGGAGGGCCAGCGGCAGGAGAAUAAGAACAAGAACCGAUACAAGAACAUUUUGCCCUUUGACCACACCAGAGUUGUCCUUCAUGACGGUGAUCCGAAUGAGCUGGUUUCCGAUUAUAUAAACGCCAAUAUCAUCAUGAUGUCUGGUGGGUGCCAGGUUGCGGGAGGCUGGAGUGGAAAAUCCCAAUCUCGAUGGACCGAUGGCUGGACUCUCACAAAGCCGGAGUUUGAAGCCAAGUGCAACAACACGAAGCCCAAGAAAAGCUACAUCGCCACCCAAGGCUGCCUGCAGAACACCGUGAACGACUUCUGGAGGAUGGUGUUUCAGGAGAACUCCCGCGUGAUCGUCAUGACGACGAAGGAGGUCGAGCGGGGAAAGAGCAAGUGCGUGAAAUACUGGCCGGACGAGCACGCGCUCAAGGAGUACGGCGUGAUGCGCGUCCGGAACGUCAAGGAGAGCGCGGCUCACGACUACACGUUGCGCGAACUCAAGCUCUCGAAGGUUGGGCAGGGCAACACUGAGCGAACAGUCUGGCAGUAUCACUUCCGAACCUGGCCUGACCACGGCGUCCCCAGUGACCCUGGCGGAGUCCUGGAUUUCUUAGAAGAAGUUCACCACAAGCAGGAGAACAUCUCGGAUGCCGGUCCAGUCGUGGUCCAUUGCAGUGCCGGAAUCGGCCGGACUGGAACGUUCAUCGUGAUCGAUAUUCUUAUCGACAUCAUCCGAGAGAAAGGUGUGGACUGUGACAUCGACGUUCCAAAGACCAUCCAGAUGGUGAGAUCCCAGCGGUCAGGGAUGGUGCAGACGGAGGCCCAGUACCGGUUUAUUUACAUGGCCGUGCAGCACUACAUCGAAACGCUACAGCGCAGGAUCGAGGAGGAACAGAAGAGCAAGAGGAAAGGACACGAGUACACCAACAUUAAGUACUCCUUAGCGGACCAGGCCAGCGGAGACCAGAGUCCUCUUCCACCGUGUACCCCGACCCCGACCUGUCCUGAGAUGAGAGAGGAUAACGCCAUGAGAGUCUACGAAAACGUCGGUCUGAUGCAGCAGCAGAAAAGCUUCAGAUGAGAUGACCUGAGAGGGCUUCCUGGCGGGGAAGGCGAAACCGAAAUACCCAUAUUUUUUUUAUAAGAAAGUGAAGUUGAAGCGACUUGAGAAGCGUCCCCACGCCGAGUGGACUUUGACAGCUGCAUAGAGCCUCUUUAUAUUUAUGGUGUUUUAACCCUUCAAGUAAUAAGCAGAACUUAAAAAGACCACCUGUCACCGAAAACCCUUCCUGCCUUUGCCCUCAAAAUGUCUGAUUUCUACAAUGGCUGAUUUUAUUUUAACCUUUUUUUUUGUUUUUGGUUUCCCUUCUUGAACGUCACGGUUCUUUUGCCACCAGCACAGACCAAUACUCUGUUGUACUUGAACGUUUGCCCCCUCUCUUCUCUCUCUCUUUCUCUCUCUCUCUUUUCUGGAUUUUAGAAGUUUUUAAGCUCUAUCCAAUCAGAUUUCUUUUUUUAAAAAAAGAAUUUUUCAUGCCCUUAAAAAACAAAAACAGAGAAGUAAGUUGGGUAAAAAACUCAUGCUUUGGGGGGAGCAAAAGGGUCACGCUAAUCGUAAGCUUGUUCCUCUUCUGCUUUUCCUCCGCCCCCCCCCCAGGCCCUGCUUCCAGGGAACCGCCAACGACCAUCCCUUGAACAGCAGGGCCUGUCGAUCGCUAAUUUGAUCAAGCACCUAGUCCUCAUGGUGUUCCAUGUCUGUUCUCAAAACGGAGACGCUUUUCUAUAACUUCCAAUAAUGUGUUUUUUUUCCACCAAAUGGAAGCAGUUUGCCCCUGGGGCUGCUGCCUGGUUGUUCCCUGAUGGGUUGGGGGUGAGUGAGGGGGAAGUCUUGGCUUUAUUCUAAUGGUGGUGGGGGGUCUGUUGGGGGUGGUAGUGAUGUGGCUCAGGAAUUGGGGGAGUGUCUUAGGAGAAGUAACCCAGCCUCUCUGCCUGUUUACCGAAGGCGCGUACGGGGAGUCACCUCCUUCCACGUGGCCUUCUCAUGACCAUCCCUUGGCGGGUCCAGCCAGCUGCUCCGUCAGGUGGGAACAUUGGGGUGCUAAAUGGAGCCCUGGAACGAUCUGGCUGGCCUCUCCUCCCAUUCAUAGAAUCAUAGAAUAGCAGAGUUGGAAGGGGCCUCUGAGGCCAUCAAGUCCAACCCCCUGCUCAAUGCAGGAAUCCACCCUAAAGCAUACUUGACAGAGGGUUGUCCAGCUGCCUCUUGAAGGCCUCUAGUGUGGGAGAGCCCACAACCUCCCUAGGUAACUGAUUCCAUCGUUGUACUGCUCUAACAGGAAGUUUUUCCUGAUGUCCAGCCGGAAUCUGGCUUCCUUUAACUUGAGCCCAUUAUUCCGUGUCCUGCACUCUGGGGGGAUCGAGAAGAGAUCCUGGCCCUCCUCCGUGUGACAACCUUUUAAGUAUUUGAAGCGUGCUCUCCUGUCUCCCCUCAGCCUUCUCUUCUCCAGACUCAACAUGCCCAGUUGUUUCAGCCUCUCCUCCUGGGGCUUUGUUUCCCUGCCUGUCUCCUUAAAGAAGGGCAAGCAGCCGGGUUUUUGUGGCCGCUGCCGAGUCCUUCGCGUUGCACGGCGGGCGCUCUCGCUUGGCCUUGCCUUAGAAGGGCCGGGCGGGUUGCAAAGGCUACUUAACCGCGUGUUCCGUUCAGUUAGACGUUCUGUCGCGCUCUGCCUUCUUUCAAGUGCCUUUCUGCCCCCCCCCCCAAAGCUGGGUCCCUUCCUGGCCAGGUUUCUUCCUCUGUCCCACCCCACAAGCAGCUUCUCCUGCAGAGGUGUCACUGAGCUUCUCUGACUGGGUCUCUCCUCCGCGCUGGAAGCCUCAGCCAUGUUUCCAUCCUGCAGAAACCAGCCCUCCGGUGUGCCAGGACCGCCUUGGUUGGCUGCUAGCAGGCGGGUCCGUGCGUCGUGCCGGGAUCCCGGCAGCGGGCCCAGGCCGCCUCCCUGCGGCUUUUACGCAGGCGGUGUCAGAGGUGUUCUCGAAGGGCUGCCGUUCCCUCCGGGCCCAGGCGGACGGGCGAACCCCUGCGCUUGCGGUGUGGUGCGGGAGCUGGCCGCUUAGGUUAGUGAAGUCUCUCUCGUGGGAGCCAGAAACCUAACGCAAAGGCAGCGCCGUGACAUUUGGCCUCUCGUGGCCUGGGCUGUGUGUACGUCGUGCUUAAAUAUCAUAAAAUAAAAACGCUGCACCUAGGAAA
Messenger RNA from Elgaria multicarinata webbii, 4186 nucleotides. It is a transcript of the gene PTPN11, whose product is annotated as protein tyrosine phosphatase non-receptor type 11. Gene Ontology annotation, cellular component: cytoplasm. Lineage: Eukaryota; Metazoa; Chordata; Lepidosauria; Squamata; Anguidae. Gene Ontology annotation, molecular function: receptor tyrosine kinase binding; cell adhesion molecule binding; non-membrane spanning protein tyrosine phosphatase activity. The record is from RefSeq and is a predicted model, not a curated record. Bases 158 to 2023 code for a protein of 621 amino acids. The transcript has 17 exons. Gene Ontology annotation, biological process: protein dephosphorylation; positive regulation of ERK1 and ERK2 cascade.